AUGGCUGGCGGUGCGCAACCUCACCGCAAGCGCCCCCGACAAGGUGUUCUCGUAGAUCCCCUCUCUCGUGAGAUUUAUCAGAUGGUGGUGCGCCAACUUCACCACGACGGGUUUCUGGCCGCUGCUUCCGCCGUUUGCGAUGCCACUGGGGUCGUGGUGGGUAAUGUGGAGGACCAAGGCGACCGCCUCGCGCGCGUCGUAGCGGCGGGACUAAGUGUCAAUGAGAUGGAGCGGCGUGCAGAGGAGGAGUUUCACUCCACGCAGGUGGUGGAGCGUUUUCUGAGCGCGUCAAAGUUGUAUAUGCCGUUGUCACUAUCCAGCCGCUGGUCGGUGGGACGUCGAUGCCUGCGCAUGCGAGAGCGCUUCAUGUCAGCUUCUCUCGGCGGCGUUGUGCGAGACAUCUCCUUCUCUCCGGAUGGCGCCUACGUCACAUGUGCUGGCACUAACGGACUUGCGGCCAUAUUUUCACUGGAGACAAUUGAAGAUUUAAGCGCGCUUGACGAGGCGCGCGCCGCGAACCGCGCGAGAGCGCUCGAUGGCAGUCGUGAUGCUGGGAGUUUUGCCAAUGGUGAGACGGCUCCUAAAGGGUCCGCUCUCCGCAAUGCCAACGAGGUGACAGAGCUUGCGAUGGUGCGCCGGUUUCACGAGCACACCCAGUCUGUCGAGGUGAUGCGCUUCCACCCCACCAAACCGAUUGUGCUAUCGGGCGGGCGCGACGGCAAUCUGUACUUGCGCAACUACGCCUAUCCUGAUUCCAGGGUGGUGCUAAAGAUUCACGACACCGUCCCCAUUCGCGAUGCUUCGUUUCAUCCGUCUGGCGAGUACAUCGUUCUGGCAGCGAAUCACCAUCUUCCUCGAUUGAUCAAUGUGCAGACCGAAAAGGUGCUCACGCCCCCUGGCACCUACGCGUCCUCGACUGCCCACACAGGGCCGCAGUGGGAGGCCGAGGAGAGCGGGACUGCGACUACCUCGUACCGACCAAGCGAUCGUGGGGCUCAGCACAGUGCAGCGCUGUCCUCGGUAUGCUUCUCUCCUGACGGGCGAACGAUGAUCAGCACAAGUCUUGAUGGUACCUGGAUGCUUUACGACGGCGUGAGCGGUCGCGUGAUUUACCGCGCUGAGAAUGCCCACUCUGGCGUGCCUGUCACGAGCGUCGUGUACAGCCGAACUGGAAAUGUUGCACUGACAGCGGGUAUGGACUCAACGGCACGCCUGUGGGACCUUCGGCGACUCCAUGCAACAUCGCGCAACUACCAGAGCCCAGAGGUAACCUCUUUCGGUGAACCCACCAAGUGUGAUCAUCGGAGCAUACGCGCCGUGUUCUCCGCCAACGAAAGCCACGUGCACUGCCACGAUUCUACUCUUCUCGCUGUGCACAGCUACUGUGUCUACACUGGAGUAGUAACCUCCACCGUGACAACGCAGCCGAGUUUUAUGCAAAGGGGUCUUGCUGCCAGCCCGUGGGCCAACUGUAUUGUAACAGGCGGCGAUGACAGCCGACUGCGUAUGUGGACACCGGCGUGGCUUCCAUCUUGA
This is a messenger RNA of Leishmania braziliensis MHOM/BR/75/M2904, 1536 nucleotides long. RefSeq lists its product as hypothetical. The transcript has a single exon. Gene Ontology annotation, cellular component: mRNA cleavage stimulating factor complex. The record is from RefSeq and is a predicted model, not a curated record. Gene Ontology annotation, molecular function: RNA binding; protein binding. Gene Ontology annotation, biological process: mRNA 3'-end processing. The coding region runs from base 1 to 1536 and encodes 511 amino acids. Lineage: Eukaryota; Euglenozoa; Kinetoplastea; Trypanosomatida; Trypanosomatidae.